Phymastichus coffea is the source of this 1304-nucleotide messenger RNA. Its product is annotated as lymphokine-activated killer T-cell-originated protein kinase. NCBI's taxonomy places the organism in Eukaryota, Metazoa, Arthropoda, Insecta, Hymenoptera, Eulophidae. The record is from RefSeq and is a predicted model, not a curated record. The coding region runs from base 93 to 1157 and encodes 354 amino acids. Gene Ontology annotation, molecular function: protein kinase activity; ATP binding. Gene Ontology annotation, biological process: protein phosphorylation. The transcript has 5 exons.
UUCAAACAGGCGUGGGUUUGUUUACUAACAGUGCAUGCGGGAAUCUCGCGUUAAAAAUUUUAUCGUUAUUUUCAAUCAAUUAACAAUUCAUAAUGACAGAAUUCAAAACACCUGUGUCAAAAAGGACAAGAAAUAAAUUAGCAGGCAAUCCAGAGUUUCAAACUCCCAUCAAAAUACCUGCUUCUCCAUUUUUACAACAAAUAGGUUAUGGAUGUGGUGUCAAUGUAUUUACAUUCCAAAGAUCUCCCAAAGUUGGAUUUACAAGGUCACCAUGGGCUAUCAAAAAACGUAAUAAGAAUGUUAUGAAGGACUCUAAAUAUAAUGCUAGAAUUCAGUUAGAAGCUGACAUACUCAGAAAAUUAAGCCAUCCAAAUAUUGUGGGUUUUAGAGCACUGACUUAUUCAUCUGAUGGUGAACCAUGUCUUGCUAUGGAAAAGUUAGAAAUAUCUCUUGGAGAUUUAAUAGAAGAAAAGUUAGAAGCUGGAGAAGUAGAGUUUCCAGCAAAUAUCAUUUUAAAAAUUGGUUUUGAAAUUGCAAAAGGUUUAGAAUAUUUGCAUCACACAGCUUAUGUACUUCAUGGUGACAUAAAAAGCUACAAUAUUUUGACAACAAAAGAUUAUAAAACAGUUAAAAUAUGUGACUUUGGGGUAUCCAUUCCUCUGACAAAAGCUUUAGAAAUGGACACAUCAACAGGAGAAUUUAUGUAUAUUGGUACUCAAUGUUGGAGUGCUCCAGAAAUAAUUAAUGAAAAUGGACCUGUUACCAAUAAAGCAGACAUAUGGGCCUUUGGUCUUGUACUUUGGGAAAUGAUAGCAUUAUCACCUCCACACAUAGAAAAUGAAGAUGAAUCAAUGAAUUUAGAUACAGAUGAUUCCAUGCUCGAAUGUGCAGUUCUAAAUCAAAGCAAAGAGAAUGAUGACCCAAAUUCUGAUAUGGAAGAUGACUUUCUACAAAAUUUGAAAGAUCCAGAUACUUCUAAUUAUGGUACCCGACCUCCAUUACCAGCUAUACAACUUGGUAAAGAAUAUGACAAAGUGCUUGAGUUAUUCUAUGCUUGUACAGAUGAAGAUUAUAAAACGAGACCAAGCGCUAAGGGCGUAGUUAUGUUUUUUAAAAAUUUCGUAAAAAUAACUUCAGACGAAACUUCUAAAGUGUAAAUAGGAUUACCGCUAUUUUCAAAAGAAAAUUUUGAAUCAAGGCAAUAGAUCAAAAGUAGAACAAAAUAAAUUAUUUGCUAUCAAUUUUUAUUUUAUUUUUUAAGUAUUAUUUUUUACUAUAAAAUGUAUCACUGUGCUUUUUAUAUA